Phycodurus eques (leafy seadragon) is the source of this 3116-nucleotide messenger RNA. It is a transcript of the gene rft1, whose product is annotated as RFT1 homolog. The record is from RefSeq and is a predicted model, not a curated record. Gene Ontology annotation, biological process: glycolipid translocation; dolichol-linked oligosaccharide biosynthetic process. The coding region runs from base 155 to 1780 and encodes 541 amino acids. Gene Ontology annotation, cellular component: endoplasmic reticulum membrane. The transcript has 10 exons. NCBI's taxonomy places the organism in Eukaryota, Metazoa, Chordata, Actinopteri, Syngnathiformes, Syngnathidae.
AUGUGUACGGAAGUGGAAACUCCGCUGAAUUCCCGUAUGGUGUGCUCAAACUGGUUCUUUGUCUGAACGCGGUGGAAAGAAAUUAAGUAUGAAUUUAAUGUAGAAAACCUAAGUUAAACAGGGACUUUCAAGCCGGUCAAGAGAAAAAUCCACAAUGAGCUCGCAGGACGUAUUGAAGAACGCGUCCACUCUCGCUUCGUACAAUGUGCUGCUUCAGGUAAUGUUCCGUGUGCUCACCUUCUUAUUGAACGCGUUCACCCUCCGCUUUGUGUCCAAAGAGCUGAUUGGGGUGGUGAAUGUCAGGCUUACACUGCUCUACUCCACUUUAGUAUUUUUAUCCAGAGAGGCCUUUCGAAAAGCGUGUCUGAGUGGCUCUGAUGGGGGGAAGCACAACUGGAGGCAGCUUAUCAAUCUGCUAUGGCUGACUUUGCCUCUAGGUGCGCUAUUGGGAGCCAUGUUGGCCGCUGUGUGGCUCUGGCUCCUUGAAGCACCGGACCCUCAAGCGGUUCCGUUCUACGGCCCCGGCGUAGUGCUGUUCGCCCUAGCGGGGGUGCAGGAGCUCUUGGCCGAGCCCCUGUGGGUGCUGGCCCAGGCUCACAUGUUUGUGAGGCUAAAAGUGGUCGCUGAGAGCUUGGCCAUGCUGGCUAAGUGCAGCAUGACGGUGGUGCUGGUGGUGUCUGCCCGUGAAUGGGGCCUUUACAUCUUCUCUGCUGCUCAUUUGGUGUACACAGGAGUCCUGGUGCUGUGCUAUGCAGUUUACUUUCUUCGUUUCUUGCCUUCCAAAGAAGCGACUGAGCGCAAUUUUCCUCUGCGCAACAUUGGAGAUCUGAUGCCUCACACAGUUAAUGGAGAGCCUCUGUUGGACUGGACCAUGGCCCGGCUCACCUGGAGCUUCUUCAAGCAGUCAUUCCUCAAGCAGAUCCUGACUGAAGGCGAGCGCUACGUCAUGACCUUCCUGAACGUCCUCAGCUUCGGCGACCAGGGCGUUUAUGACAUCGUCAACAACCUGGGCUCCAUGGUGGCACGCUUCAUCUUCUUGCCAAUCGAGGAGAGCUUCUACAUCUUCUUCGCUAAAGUGCUGGAGCGAGGCCGCGAUGUCAAAAGCCAGAAACAGGAAGAUGUUGGUGUUGCAGCAGAUGUACUACAAUGCCUGCUCAAACUGGUGCUGGUGAUUGGACUCAUUAUUGCAGUCUUUGGGUACGCCUACUCGGGACUGGCUCUGGAUAUUUACGGGGGUUCUCUGCUGAGCAGUGGGGCAGGCCCAUCUUUGCUGCAAUGCUACAGCUGCUACGUCCUCCUGCUGGCUGUAAACGGUGUGACCGAGUGUUUUGUGUUUGCUGCCAUGAGCCAGGAGGAGGUUGACAAGUACAACUUGGUGAUGUUGGCUCUGUCUGCUUCGUUCCUCUUCCUGUCCUACAUGCUGACGUGGUGGGCGGGCAGUGUGGGCUUCAUCCUGGCCAACUGCCUUAAUAUGGCCCUCCGCAUCACGCACAGCGUGGUGUACAUUCGCCGCUACUUCCUGUCCAGUCCGUGGAAGCCCCUGCGAGGCCUGCUGCCCUCGCCGUUGCUGUGCCUGGCGCUCGCUGUCAGUGCGGCGGUCACGGUCGUCAGUGAGAGUGUUUUCUGCUGCGACGGCGGCUGGCUCCUCAGAUCGGUCCACAUCAGCGUGGGAGCGGUGUGUCUUCUUUUUGUUCUCGGAGCCGUUCUGCUCACAGAAACUCAACUCAUUGUGUUUGUGAGGACUCAGCUUUUGCCACAGUACAGGAAAAAACAUGCAUAACUUGAAGGACAGCAACAAGUGAAUUAAUUUUUUUAAUGAACAUCAGCUGCAAGAGCAGGUGCAUCUCAAAAACUUAGAAUAUUGUAGAAGAGUUCAUUUAUUUCAGUAGUUUAAUUCAAAAAGUCCGAUGUAAUUUAUAUAUUAAAAUAAUUUUGAUUGUUUCUUAUCUAGCAUUCUAAGAUGGUGAGUUUUGGAUUUCCUUUAACUAAGAUAAAAUCAUCAUUCGUACAAGAAAUCAUUAAAUAUUUCACUCAGUGUAAAGUGAAUCUAUCUAAUAUAUAAAAUGUCCUUUUUCAAUUAAACUAUUGAAACAAAUCAAGUUUUCCACGAUAUUCAAACGUAUUAAGAUGCAACUGAAUGUGAAUGUGUGCUUCUGUAUAUGAUAAUGUUACUGGAUAAUUCCCUUGUUUGUACAUGUGAAGAAAUCUAUCCUCUUUGGACACAUCAUUAGGUACACCUUCCUGAUCUAAAUGUAAUGAAUUAAAAUAAUUUUAAGGACACAUUAAAUACAGUAUGUUCCGUUUUUUAUUCAUACAGCCUAAGACCUUACACUGAGAAGUGUUUGUAAUAAUGUAUCUAACUACUCCAAACAAGGCAAUGUCCAACAUUUUUCUAAGUAUCCAGUUUGCCAUAGUCAACCACUGAAAAGUGUUUCGAAACCUUACCGACUUAUUACAGUAUACUAUAUGCUACUCCUAAUUAGUCUCUUAGUUUCAAGCUUCCCUAUAUGACUAUAUCAUUUCCUUGAUGGACUGGUAAAUAAUAAAAAAAAAAGAAUUUGACCAAGAUAAACAAUUUAAAAACUUUUUUCCACCAUUAGUGUGACCUAUAACCUCUACAAUUCAAUCUUUUAAAAUGAUUUUUAAAAUAUUGUCGAGAGGGGUAGUAGUAAAGAUGAAUCACAUGAAAUAAUGUGGUGGACACACCCUCAUAUAACUGAGAUAUGCUUGUAUUCGGAAUUACCCAAUCCUAUUCAAACUCAUGUUAAAUAGGAGUUAGCACACACCUGCCACCAUUUAAAGUACCUCUGAUUAAUCCCCAAUAAACUUCUGAUUUCCUAGUAGGCAUUUUGUGACAUUUUCUUUUUAAAUUUCUAGCAGAAGCCUGAAGGUUUUGUUCUAACACUGAUUUGUAUUUGCAUUGGAACUGCUCAUAAUUCCCUCUACCUUGACUUCGGCCCCAGUUCCAGCUAAAGAUGCUCAACCCCAAAGCAUGAUGCGGCAACCACCAUGCUUCACUGUGUGGUAUGGUAUUAUUUUGGUAAUGAAGAGUUAUGUGCUUGCACCAAACAAACCUUUUGGGAUUUUGGCAAAAAAAAAAAAAAAAAAAAAAAGAA